GCGCGCCUGGUGGCGGUGGUGGCGGUGGUGGCGGUGGUGGCGGCGGUGGCGGCAGCGGCAGCGGCGCGAUGUUCUCGGCAGGAGCGGAGAGUUUGCUCCACCAGGCCAGGGAGAUCCAGGACGAGGAGCUGAAGAAGUUCUGUUCCCGGAUCAGUAAACUGCUGCAGGCGGAGGACUUGGGGCCGGACACCCUUGACUCCCUGCAGAGGCUCUUCCUCAUCAUCUCAGCCACGAAGUACAACCGAAGGCUGGAGAAGACAUGUGUAGACCUGCUGCAGGCCACUCUUGGCCUGGCCACGUGUCCCGAGCAGCUCCAGGUGCUUUGCGCCGCCAUCCUGCGAGAGAUGUCCCCCUCCGACAGCCUCAGCCUGGUCUGGGACCACACCCAGAACAGCCGGCAGCUGAACCUGGUGGCCUCCGUGCUCUUGGCCCAGGGUGAUAGAAAUGAGGAGGUCAGUGCUGUGGGCCAGGGCGUGCUGCGAGCACUGGAGAGCCGGCAGCCUGAGGGGCCCAGCCUCAGAUACCUCCUCCCCAUCAUGGCCAAGGUCGUGGUCCUCAGCCCGGGCACCCUCCAGGAGGACCAGGCCACCCUGCUCAGCAAGCGGCUGGUCGACUGGCUGCGCUACGCUAGCCUCCAGCAAGGGCUCCCGCACUCCAGCAGCUUCUUCUCCACACCCAGGGCCCGGCAGCCGGGCCCCAUCACCGAGAUGGACGGGGCGGUGGCCACAGACUUCUUCACGGUGCUCUCCACCGGCCACCGCUUCACGGAGGACCAGUGGCUGAACGUGCAGGCCUUCUCCAUGCUGCGGGCAUGGCUGUUGCACAGUGGCCCCGAGGGCCUGGGCACCCUGGACACAGAUGACAGGUCAGAGCAAGAGGGCUCCACGCUGUCGGUGAUCUCCGCCACCUCCUCCGCCGGCCGCCUGCUGCCGCCCCGGGAGCGGCUUCGGGAGGUGGCCUUCGAGUACUGCCAGCGCCUCAUUGAGCAGAGUAACCGACGGGCCCUGAGGAAGGGGGACUCCGACCUGCAGAAAGCUUGCCUGGUGGAGGCUGUGCUGGUGCUGGAUGUGCUGUGCCGGCAGGACCCGUCCUUCCUGUACCGAAGCCUCUCCUGCCUGAAGGCCCUGCACGGGCGGGUGCGCGGGGACCCGGCCUCUGUGCGGGUGCUGCUGCCCCUCGCCCGCUUCUUCCUGAGCCACGGGGAGGCAGCUGCAGUGGACUCGGAAGCCGUCUACCAGCACCUGUUCACCAGGAUCCCGUUGGAGCAGUUCCACAGCCCCAUGCUGGCCUUUGAGUUCGUCCAGUUCUGCAGGGACAACCUCCACCUGUUCGGCGGGCACCUCGGCACCCUCAGAUUGAGCUUCCCCAACCUCUUCAAGUUCCUGGCCUGGAACAGCCCACCCCUCACCUCCGAGUUUGUGGCGCUCCUCCCGGCCCUGGUGGACGCCGGCACGGCCCUGGAGAUGCUGCACGCGCUGCUGGACCUGCCCUGCUUGACGGCGGUGCUAGACCUGCAGCUCAGGUCAUCGCCGGCUCCAUCCGAGAGGCCACUCUGGGACACCUCUCUCAGGGCCCCCAGCUGCCUGGAAGCCUUCCGGGACCCGAAGUUCCAGGGCCUUUUCCAAUACCUGCUGCGCCCCAAGGCCAGCGGCGCCACCGAGAGGUUGGUGCCGCUCUACCAGCUGCUGCAGCCCAUGGCCGGCUGCGCCCGCGUGGCCCAGUGUGCCGAGGCCGUGCCCACGCUGCUGCAGGCGUUCUUCUCAGCGGUGACCCAGGUGGCUGACGGGGCCCUGAUCAACCAGCUGGCGCUGCUGCUCCUGGGCAGGAGCGACUCACUCUAUCCGGCCCCGGGGUAUGCGGCCCGUGUACAUAGUGUGCUGAGCUCCCAGUUCCUGGCCCUGUGUACGUUGAAGCCCUCCCUGGUGGUGGAGCUGGCAAGAGACCUGCUGGAGUUCCUGGGCAGCGUGAAUGGCCUCCGCAGCAGGGCGAACCUCGUCACAAGUGUGGUGUGGGCCGUCGGCGAGUACCUAUCCGUGGCCUACGAUCGGAGGUGCACUGUGGAGCAGAUCAACAAGUUCUUCGAAGCCCUGGAGGCCCUGCUGUUCGAGGUCACCCAGUGCCGCCCCUCUGCUGCCCUGCCCAGGUGUCCCCCCAAGGUGGUCACCGCGCUGAUGACCACCCUGACGAAGCUGGCCUCCCGGAGCCAAGACCUGAUCCCCAGGGCCUCUCUGUUGCUGUCAAAGAUGAGGACCCUGACUCAGAGUCCAGCCACCGGCUCCAUGCACGGCGAGCAUGGCGAGGAGGGUGCGGAAGCCAUCUGCACCCGGGCCACGGAGCUGCUGACCCUGCUGAAGAUGCCCAGUGUGGCCCAGUUUGUGCUCACACCCAGCACGGAGGUGUGCAGCCCCCGAUACCACCGCGAUGUCAACACGGCGCUGCCCCUGGCCCUGCGCACGGUCAGCCGGCUGGUGGAGAGGGAGGCCAGCCUCCUGCCGGGAUGAAGGGACAGCGGCCAGGGACGCCGGUGCAGAUGAAGAGGGCGAGGGAGUUCUGGGAGAGGAGGCAAGGCCCAGGGUGCGCUUGGCACCCUCAGACCCGUGGGGCUGGCCCCUGCUCACCCUCUGGGCUUUGUCUCCGAGCCUUUUUCUCCCGGGCAACGCUGAUCUGAGCUGAGCUGGAGCCAUGGAGCGGCUCUGAUUGGCGGCUGAGGCUCUGAUUGGCGGCUGAGGCUCUGAUUGGCAGCUGAGGCCCUGUGGCCGGGCUGGGUGGAGGCUGCUCGGGCUGUUCCCUAGUCUUUGUUUUUGGACAGUUUAGGGGCAGAAAGAGCUGCGGUAAAAAUAAAUCUCCUUUAAUAAG
Messenger RNA from Macaca mulatta (Rhesus monkey), 2856 nucleotides. RefSeq names its product adaptor related protein complex 5 subunit zeta 1 (gene AP5Z1). Gene Ontology annotation, cellular component: AP-5 adaptor complex. Lineage: Eukaryota; Metazoa; Chordata; Mammalia; Primates; Cercopithecidae. The record is from RefSeq and is a predicted model, not a curated record.